Messenger RNA from Capsicum annuum, 2152 nucleotides. RefSeq names its product serine/threonine-protein phosphatase 2A 65 kDa regulatory subunit A beta isoform-like. The coding region runs from base 15 to 1835 and encodes 606 amino acids. Gene Ontology annotation, molecular function: protein phosphatase regulator activity. NCBI's taxonomy places the organism in Eukaryota, Viridiplantae, Streptophyta, Magnoliopsida, Solanales, Solanaceae. Gene Ontology annotation, biological process: protein dephosphorylation. The record is from RefSeq and is a predicted model, not a curated record. The transcript has 12 exons. Gene Ontology annotation, cellular component: protein phosphatase type 2A complex; cytoplasm.
UAUUGCAACUGACCAUGACGAUACAUGAUGGAACCAUUUACGAUGUUGCGGUUUUAAGUGAUGAAAUGAAAAUCCAAAACUACCGGCAUAGAUUGAAUUCCAUGAACAAUCUGUCUGAUAUUGCCCAGGCACUUGGUGCAGAGAGAACUCGGACAGAGCUGAUUCCAUUUCUGACUGAGAAUACUCAUGAUGAUGAAGAAGAAGUUCUUCUUAGAAUGAUUGAACAGUUGGGAUUGUUUAUUCCAUAUGUCGGAGGAAUUGAACAUGCUAGUGUGUUACUUCCACCCUUGGAAUAUUUCUGUACUACUGAAGAGACUUGUGUCAGGGACAAGGCGAUUGAGAUAUUGUGCAAAAUAGGGAGUCAGAUGAGUCAAUCAGACAUGAUUGAAUCGUUUUUUCCAAUGUUGGAGAGACUGGCUGAUGGGGAGUGGUUUACUGAUCGAAUUUCAACAUGCGGAUUAAUUCACAUUGCUUAUCGGCACGCCCCAGAGCCUGUAAAAAAUGAACUUAGGACUCUGUAUAGACAACUUUGCCAUGAUGACGAAUCUUUGGUGAGAGAAGCAGCUGCAAUAAAUCUUGAAAAGUUUGCUGCGACUAUUGAACGACCCUAUCUGUCGAAUGACAUCAUGUCAAUGAUCAAGGAUCUGACGAAGGAUGAUCAAUAUUCUGUUCGUUCAUUUGCUGUCAAGAGCUGUGCGAAUUUAAGGAAGCUAUUGGAGCCAUCAGUUUUUGUACAAGAGCUUCUCCCUAUCAUAGUUGAAUCUGCACAGGAUGAAGUUUGGCCAGUUCGUUGCAUGGUUGCAGAUCAACUUCUUGAACUAUGUGACGCAGUUGGACCAGAACUUACCAGGACGGUCAUUGUCAAGGCAUAUGUUCAUCUAGUUCGUGACAAAGUUGUUGAAGUGCGCAAAACUGGAGCUGGUAAGGUCACCAACUUUUGCCAGAGAUUGAGCCCUGAGAUUUCAUUCCAGCAUAUCCUUCCUUGUGUCAAGGCACUAUCAUCAGAUUCUUCCCAUUAUGUUCGUGCUGCUGUGUCUUCAGAUAUUGUAGGACUGGCUCCUAUUUUAGGAAAGGAUGCAACCAUUGAGCACCUUCUCCCAGUAUUUCACUCCCUUCUGAAAGAUAGUUCCUCUGAAGUUCGUUGGAACAUUACCAGUAAGCUUGACCAAAUAAACCAGGAGAUCGGAAUUGAAUUGCUCUCCCAAACACUUUUGGCAGAUAUUGUUGAACUUACAGCGGUUAGACACAGUUGGAGGAUUCGUCAUGCAAUAAUAGAGUUCAUCCCUAUAAUGGCGAGUCAUCUGGGUGUUGGCAUUUACAAUGAUGUACUUGGUGUUCUUUGCAUUCAAUGGUUAAAAGAUAAGGUUUGCGCAGUUCGAGAGGCGGCAGUACAGAAUCUUAAGCGUCUAGCAGAGAUGUUUGGUCAAGAAUGGGCAUCAGCGCAUAUCAUUCCACAGGUCCUGAACGUGGUUAAUGACAAAUAUUCUCUUUAUCGGAUGAAUGUGCUUGACGCUCUUCUAAAUCUUGCCCCUGUAAUGGGCUCAGAGAUUACUUGUUCCCAGAUUUUGCCAGUUACACUUGCUGCAUCAAAAGACAGUGUACCUAACUGUAGGUCCUAUGUGGCAAAAGUGUUGAAGUCUCUUGCUUCUGUUGUUGAUCAAUCUGCUGUGGAAAAAUCAAUUCGGCCAUGUUUGUAUGAACUCAAAGCGGAUAGCGAUCCUGAAGUUGUGUAUUUUGCCAAGGAAGCUCUACAGGAAAUCGAUCAAGUGAAAGAUCAAAGAGGACUAGGAUCCUUAUGUUGGAAUUGGAAAUAUCAAGUGAUAGGUCAAAACUAGAUUUCUCCUUGUUGAUAGUGAAACAUAAAGGUGAAUAAAGAUGCAACAGAGUUUUAUCAUCUAAUAUCGGAUUUGGCAUUCUCCUGCAAGGCGUUAGAUGCAUCGACAAAGACAGAUAUAUAAAGAGUAGCAUUUCCAUUAGAGUUUAUUUUACCAUGCCUCUAAAAGGUUAGACAGUAGAGAUCUCUUGAACUUCCAACGAGCAUGUAACUAUAUUUUACUAGUGUGUAGUGUACAUACUGGCAAGCAAGCUUUUUGGUUUGGCUAUGUUUUGGUGGUUCCUGACUUGUUGGCUACUUGCUAUUGGGAAUUUUAAG